This is a messenger RNA of Mobula hypostoma (lesser devil ray), 4298 nucleotides long. It is a transcript of the gene oplah, whose product is annotated as 5-oxoprolinase, ATP-hydrolysing. The transcript has 27 exons. Gene Ontology annotation, biological process: glutathione metabolic process. Lineage: Eukaryota; Metazoa; Chordata; Chondrichthyes; Myliobatiformes; Myliobatidae. The record is from RefSeq and is a predicted model, not a curated record. Gene Ontology annotation, molecular function: 5-oxoprolinase (ATP-hydrolyzing) activity. Gene Ontology annotation, cellular component: cytosol. The coding region runs from base 133 to 4062 and encodes 1309 amino acids.
GCGGGGCUGCAUCCCCGCCGGGCUGGCGGUCGGAAGGAGCGGAGUGGUCAUUCGCCCCCGACCGAGGUCACGCUUUGGCGGGCAUACCGGACUUCCACAGACAGGUCUCUGGAGUUCGGCCUGUGUGUGACAAUGGAGCCAGGGGCCAUGUUUCAGUUCGCCAUCGACAGGGGUGGAACCUUCACUGACGUGUUUGCCAGGUGUCCCGGGGGGAAGGUCCGCGUCAUGAAGCUGCUCUCUGAAGAUCCAGCCAACUACCGGGACGCCCCGACCGAGGGUAUCCGGAGAAUCCUUCAGGAGGAAUGUGGGGUGCCUGUGCCGAGAGAUCAGCCCGUGGACACCUCGCGAAUCGGCUGGAUCCGGAUGGGGACCACUGUCGCCACCAACGCGCUGCUGGAGCGGAAGGGGGAGAGGAUUGCGCUCCUGAUCACCAAGGGAUUCCAGGACUUGCUGCACAUUGGUAACCAGUCGCGGCCAAGGAUAUUCGACUUGGAGAUCACCAUGCCCGAGGUGCUGUAUGAGGAGGUGAUCGAGGUUGAGGAGCGAGUGGUUUUGCAGCAGGCGGGCUGCCAGUUGACCAAGCCAGACGGAUUGGAGGUUUUCACUGGAUCCACGGGAGAGCGGGUGGAGGUGUGGAGGAGUGUGGACCUGGUACAGCUGGAGGCUGAGCUGAAAGCCGUUUUGUCGAGAGGCAUCCGUAGUCUCGCUGUGGUGCUCUUGCAUUCCUACACGUGGCCUGAGCACGAGCGGCAGGUUGGUGAGCUGGCGAGGAGGUUGGGCUUCCAGCACGUCUCGCUGUCCUCGGAGGUGAUGCCCAUGGUCCGGGUGGUACCCCGGGGCUACACCGCCUGCGCUGAUGCCUACCUCACCCCCUGCAUCAGGAGGUACAUCAGCGGCUUCCGCACCGGCUUCCAGGACACUCUCAAGGACAUGCGGGUUCUGUUCAUGCAGUCAGACGGGGGCCUCACCCCCAUGGACAAGUUUAACGGGUCUCGGGCAAUCCUGUCUGGACCAGCCGGAGGGGUCGUAGGCUACGCAGUCACCACGCACGGAUGGGCUGGAGCAGAGGCUGUCAUCGGCUUCGACAUGGGCGGCACGUCAACAGACGUGAGUCGAUAUGCCGGCAAGUUUGAGCACGUGUUUGAAGCCACGACUGCGGGGGUCACCAUCCAGGCCCCUCAGCUGGACAUCAAUACGGUCGCGGCGGGCGGAGGCUCUGUGCUUUCCUUCAGGUCGGGACUGUUUGCCGUUGGUCCGGAGUCGGCUGGAGCACACCCAGGUCCUGCGUGCUACAGGAAAGGCGGUCCUCUCACCAUCACCGAUGCUAACCUCUGUUUGGGGCGACUGUUGCCGGACUAUUUUCCCAAGAUCUUCGGGGCCACUGAGGACCAGCCACUGUGGAGGGAAGGGGCCCUCAAGGAGUUCCGGAAGGUCACAGAGCAGGUCAACGCCUUCCUGUCCAGCCAAUCGCAACGUGGCGAGGUGAAGGGCGCCGGCCAAUCGCAAAUGACCGUGGAGGAAGUGGCCCUCGGGUUCAUCCGGGUGGCGAAUGAGUCAAUGUGCCGACCUAUCCGAGCUCUGACCCAGGCCAAAGGCCACGACACUUCGCGGCACAUGCUAGCGUGUUUCGGUGGAGCCGGAGGGCAGCACGCCUGUGCCAUUGCCCGGUCCCUGGGGAUGAAGACGGUCUUUAUUCACAAGUACAGCGGGAUUCUCUCGGCCUAUGGGAUGGCGCUGGCGGACGUGGUGCACGAGGCGCAGGAGCCUUGCUCGCUGGUGUACGAGCCAGCCUCGUACCCCCUGUUGGAUCAGCGGAUCUCCGCGCUGGAGGAGCAGUGCGUGGGUGCCCUGCUUGCCCAGGGGUUUCACAGGUCGCAGAUCCAGACAGAGGCAUUCCUACACAUGCGGUACGAGCACACAGACUGCGCCCUAAUGUGCUCUGCCUGUGACCACCCUGCCCGCCCGGGUUCCGACUCCUGUCGUCAUGGAGACUUCCGAACAGCAUUCACCAGCAGGUACUUGAAGGAGUUUGGCUUUGUGAACCCGGAGAGGCCGGUCAUCGUGGACGACAUCCGUGUCCGAGGCUGCGGCAAAUCUGGCAUCGGCUCGGAGCAGAGGGUGACCAGCAGUGGGAGACCAGCUCGUAUGGAGACGGAAGUGAAGUGUUACUUUGACGACGGUUACCUGGAUACAGCUGUCUACCUGCUGGAGGAGCUGUCAUGUGACCACACCAUCGCUGGGCCUGCAGUUAUCAUUGAUAAGAACAGCACCAUCCUGGUUGAACCGGACUGUGUGGCGGCCAUCACCCAGUACGGUGACAUCAAAAUCACCGUGGGCAGCGGCAAGAUGCGAGCAAUCGGGCCGGAACUGGACACAGUCCAGCUGUCCAUCUUCUCCCACCGCUUCAUGAGCAUUGCAGAGCAAAUGGGCAGAAUCCUGCAGCGAACCUCCAUCUCCACCAACAUCAAGGAGCGACUGGACUUCUCGUGCGCCCUGUUCGGGCCAGACGGCGGCCUGGUCUCUAACGCCCCACACAUCCCCGUGCAUCUGGGUGCCAUGCAGGAGACAGUGCAGUUCCAGAUUAAUCACUUGGGCAGCAAAAUCAAGGAGAACGACGUGAUCCUCAGCAACCAUCCUCAUGCGGGCGGAAGCCACCUCCCCGACCUGACUGUGAUCACGCCGGUCUUCCGAAGGGGUGUCUCCUGCCCGGUGUUCUUCGUGGCGAGCCGUGGGCAUCACGCAGACAUUGGAGGCAUCACACCAGGGUCCAUGCCCCCACACUCCAAGUCCUUGCAGGAGGAAGGGGCUGUCUUCACAUCCUUCAAGCUGGUGGAGAACGGAGUCUUCCAGGAGGAGGCUGUUACCCAGGCCCUCAAAGCUCCAGCCCAGAUUCCAGGCAGCAGCGGCACCCGCAAUCUCCAUGACAACCUGUCGGACCUGCGGGCACAGGUAGCGGCCAAUCAGAGAGGGAUCCAGCUGGUGAACGAGCUGAUUGACACCUACGGGCUGGAGGUUGUCCAGGCGUACAUGGUGCACAUUCAGGACAAUGCAGAAAUCGCAGUAAAGAAGAUGCUGAGGGAAUUUGCUCAGCAACGUCGGCAGAGCGACAGAGAGCUGGUGGUGGGCGCAGAGGAAUUCAUGGAUGACGGGACUCCAAUCAGGUUGACAGUGAAGAUCGACGAGGCAAAGGGAUCGGCCGUGUUUGAUUUCACAGGCACCGGACCAGAAGUAUUUGGGAAUUGCAACGCCCCUCGAGCAAUCACCCUGUCGGCGCUCCUCUACUGUCUCAGGUGUAUGGUGGGGCAGGAUAUACCCCUCAACCAGGGCUGCCUCACCCCAGUGAAGAUCGUCCUUCCGAAGGGCUCCAUCCUCGACCCGUCGCCGGGGGCCGCCGUGGUGGGGGGUAACGUACUGACCUCACAACGGGUGGUGGACGUCAUAUUCAAGGCGUUCAGAGUCUGCGCGGCCUCCCAGGGCUGCAUGAAUAACAUCACGUUCGGCAACGAGCGGGUAGGCUACUAUGAGACUGUUGCUGGAGGGUCUGGAGCAGGCCCAGGGUGGGACGGCCGAGGAGGGGUGCACACCCACAUGACCAACACGCGGAUCACAGACCCUGAGAUCCUGGAGAAAAGGUAUCCCGUGGUCCUGAGGAGGUUUGAACUGAAGCCUGGUUCAGGGGGUAGAGGACGUCACUGUGGAGGUGAUGGAGUCAUUCGGGAACUGCUCUUUCGAGAGAACGUCAUUCUCUCGGUGCUGACAGAACGCCGAGCUUUCCAACCCUAUGGACUAGACGGAGGGGAGCCUGGAGCACGAGGACUCAAUCUGCUGAUCCGCCAGGACGGGAGAACCAUAAACCUCGGUGCAAAAACAUCCAUCACCAUCGGGCCUGGGGACACUUUUCAGUUGCACACUCCCGGAGGUGGAGGCUGGGGUUCCCCCGAGGAUGCGGCAGGGACGCACAAAGUUCCUUCAGGAUCCAAGCCAGCGAGCCACAGGCCAGGCACCACCACACUUCAGCACGGAAGUGUCUUUGAGCAUAAACAAAUGCAAGAGUCCGCGUGACCUGGAAGAACCCCGCUCGCUCCUCAGUAACUCCUCCAGUCGAGAGUUUAUGGUGCAGAAGGGACAAUGGUGACAAACUCUGACAUCUACAUUUAAUUCAGUUUCUGUACCGUGUGGGUCAAAUAUCACCAGUAUCUUGAUAACUAUCUUGUGAAGGAAAAUGAAAUGAUUGUUACUCCAGAUCUGAUGCAGCACAAAAAAAAGAUGAAGAACACAAUCAAAAUAUUAAAAAAACA